GGUCAGGAGCGUCUGAUCGAGGUGCUAAUGGUGGACUGUAUGCAGCGGAAUAAUGCAAUCAGCAACUACGGAAUGUAUGCCAUGAAUCGGGCCCUUCUAUUCGGGGUAAGGCAGAGCAGCUGUCAUAAAACCACGUUGUCACAGCACGCUCUGUUGUCGUUACAGAUGAUAGCAACGAUGACAAGCUACUUGAUCAUCCUCAUUCAGUUUCACAUUCAGGCGUAUGAAUAAGAGUCAUCGGGGCGUAGAAUAUCAUACAUAAUUACUACCAAUUCGCGCAAAGGAAGCAUUAAACAUGGAAUAUGGAGUAUCAAGCAUAAAUAGACCGUGCACAGAAAUAACAUCUAAAUAAAUAAUCAAGCAAUGGACUAUACCCACAAAUCGUGUGUCCCAUCGCGGGAUGCCACAUUGAGUGUUACAAUGAACGUGAGCAAGUGGUCCGAACGGUUGGAAAGGUAUGUGUGGUCCUUUCUACUAGCAUGCGGUACAUUUCCAUUGCGAUUUGAUGCCGUCGGACCGGGACGAUUCUUCGCCAGCCGCAAACGUGCGCUGUACUGCAUCGGAAUAACCGUGGUGUAUGCCAUCCUUAGUCCUGUCCUAAUGUAUCUCGUUUACGAGCACGAACGGAAGUCAAACGUUUACCUGGUGAGCAUGCUGAACGCGGCGCAGCUAAGCUUUAUCUAUCUGUUCAUGAUCGUGGUCAAUGUGAGGAUGUUAAGCAAAGCGCAGGGUCUCGCCUCAACGCUGAAUGCAUUGUUCGCGAUACGCAAUACCAUCCUGCAGCAGUGGAACUGUCGUGUCUUGAGCCGGGAGUACGGCAAACUGCUUCUUUGCAAAGUUCUUGCGAUCGAUAUGGCACUGUUGCUCUUUUCGCUGAUCAUGUACUACGUUACGCAGGAUGAAGUUCCCACCGGAGCGGAAGUGGUGGUGGGUGUAACCUUUUCCGUGUUUCGGUACGUUUUCACGGCGCUGGUAAACCUAUACUUGGUGGGGCUGAUGAUCGUGAGCUUCAUUCAAGGAUCGAUCAACUGUAAGCUGACGAGCUUGGUCGAUCGGUCGGGGGAAGAAAAGCCAUCAACGAUACGCGAGGUGUACAUGGUGCACUGUGAAAACGCACAGCUGGAGAAACAGUUUAUGGCGAUCAUGGAUCUGCCGGUGCUGCUUCUCAACGGUUGGUACUUCUACAUGAUCGUGGUGUCGGUUUAUUACAUGUACACCUCAACGAUGCUGGAAGUGAGGCGCGGGUUUGGUGUAGAGGACGUUACGAAGUACUUCAACUCGGUGACAUUUUUCCUCUAUCUGGCGGUACAGCUGUACUACAUGAUGUCGAUACCGUCGCAGUAUACGGAACGAUCGAAGAAAAUGCUGUCCAUUCUGGGCGCCAUAAAUCACCGCUCCAGGGGACGUCGAAUGGAGCGUAUGCUCGACCUUAUAACGCUGGACUACAUGCAGCGGGACUACGAUGUCCGGAACUACGGACUGUAUGACAUUAAUCGAGCUCUACUGUUUGGGACGAUAGCUACCGUGACGAGUUACGUGAUCAUACUGGUACAGUUCCACAUGCAGCAGUAUGGGUAGGGCGAAGGGCCGCACCAUGGAAAUCCAUUAGUCACCGACGACAGCACGCCGUUACAGAUGCGCAUGAACGCAAAAAAAUCGCAAACGGAAGGAAAAGGGAAGCGAAUAGCAAAACACUUUCUUACACGGACCGCACUGCUGCCCCUUAACGACCAUUAUCAACGGGCAUGGACGCAAAAUCAUGCGCGUUUGUUUGUUUCGGAUGAUGUCAUGGCCGGCUUCCCCACGCCCUCGACAGUGGUUCCACACUCACACACGCGUACCCAUUUAGCAGACAGACGCGGGUGGCAUGCUAAUGAUAGCAAAGUUGUGAUUUUAUUGUUUCUUUGAUCACGCUCUACGAUGCUUUGGGUAAUGCAAGUGUAUAUGAGAAAAAAACGAGAUAACCGCAAAUAAGCAGGCGCCAAUAACACAAUUUUUCAAGCAUUUCAAGCACUACUGCACUCGAAACAACAGCAGCCCCUUGUAAACAGGAGUCGCUGUAUGUAUGAAUGAGAAUGUUUGUAUAAAGAUUGCAACAUGUUUUAAAACACUCUACCAGAAAAUAUGCUGCAAAAACACACACACACACACGCGCUACCGAAUUACCUGAACGGUAACGAAUUCGAACGUUCUACUCUACUGAAGAAAGCGCUUGAGAUUUAGGAAUUCAGAUCGUUUUCGUUCAUCUCCACUGUAAGGCAUUUAUCCCGGCCGCGGGUGUUGGUUCUCUAUCAUCACCAAUCUACAUAGUUGCUGUGUCCUGGGAACAGUUAGUUGGUUCUCAGCGUCCUUCGGCGUACGCACAAACACACACUAACUGAACGCUCACGGAAGGCAUGCGUGUUAUCCUGAGAAAGUGUUGGAGACGAAGAAGAGCCCCAUCCAGCUACACACAGAACGGGUUUUUUUCUUCUGCCGUACGCGUGACGGUAGUAGUAGUAGUAGUAAGCUUACACACUAAUGGAGAAAUAUGUAAAAUUUUCGGUUCGAUUUUGGCGUAAAUGGAAGGGGUGCUUUUGGAAGCCGGAGACUACUCCCCAUCCCCCUACUAAAAUGGGCUUGUAUUGGUGGACUGGCGGA
Molecule: messenger RNA, 2640 nt
Organism: Anopheles arabiensis
Lineage: Eukaryota; Metazoa; Arthropoda; Insecta; Diptera; Culicidae
Exons: 5
Coding region: 364-1578 (404 amino acids)
Biological process (GO): sensory perception of taste
Cellular component (GO): dendrite; neuronal cell body; axon
Source: RefSeq, a predicted model, not a curated record